UAAAAAAUUAAUUUUUCCAAAAAUUAAUCACAUUAAUUUGUUAACAUAUUUCGUAGUGACCAUUUCGAUCAACAAUGGAACAAUAAAUUUAAACGUCAAUUUUUUACAUAAUUUUUCGUUAUGGCUAAAGAAAAUCCCGAUGACCCUAUGGGAGAUAAUAAGGCACCUUUUGGAUUCAAAUUGGCAAAUUUACCUGUAGUCGUAAAAACUCAUUAUAAAAAGGUUCUUAUAGCAGGAGUAAUGGGCUUCGUCGGUUACAAUGCUUAUUUAAAAAUGAAAGAAGCAAACACAUUUAGUCUAUUUAAUAAAACAAAAAUUAUGCCAAUGGAUUCUGGUACAACUUCAAGUCCUGCGAAAGCAACUCAACCGCCCAAUUUAGAUCCAGAUCCAAAAAUGCAAGCAUUAGAAAAGAACAAAGUAUUAGAUGACGCCACUGUAAAUACAUUACAACCAUUUAUUAAUGAUAAAACCAAUGAUGUAUCAAAUAUAUUGAGUGAAUCUCAGAGUGAUGAUAACCAAUUGGAUGCUGAAAAGAUGAUUACAGAAAUGAUAAAUGCUCGAGAUGGUAUCAACGACGAUGAUAAGUUGGAGAAAGCAGAAAUUUCUACUGUCAAUGAUGAAAAAUAUACCAAAAGUAACGAUGAUCACCAAGAUAAAAUAAAAUUCCCAAUUGGAAGAAUCUAAUAUAGUACUCUUUGCUGCUUAUAACUUUAUGGACGUUGCCAAAGCUACAGUUGGAUCUUUAUUCAUGGCAUUUUUAGUUUAUAAAUUUGUGAUGAUGAAAAAGAAAGAUACGAAAACGCCUGUAACGAUAACAACUACACAAAAACAGAGUAAAAAUACAUCACCAGCAUC
Messenger RNA from Chrysoperla carnea, 855 nucleotides. RefSeq lists its product as uncharacterized. Bases 121 to 684 code for a protein of 187 amino acids. The record is from RefSeq and is a predicted model, not a curated record. The transcript has 4 exons. NCBI's taxonomy places the organism in Eukaryota, Metazoa, Arthropoda, Insecta, Neuroptera, Chrysopidae.